AUGAGGCGAGUGCUGUCCACAACCCUGCGCCCGAUUCUGGCGGACUGGGCCGGCUUUGACGACGAGGAGUUGAUCCUCACGGCCAUUUAUGGAAUUCGGCUGUAUCACAACGGCUCCAUCCUGCACAUGCAUGUCGACCGGAAGGAGACGCACGUGAUAUCUGCAAUCCUGGAGGUGGGCCACCUCCUUCUGCAGGACCAAAGUCCCGAGUCGUCGUGGCCACUACGGAUCUACGAUCACUCGGGACGGGAGCACGUGAUCCCGAACAAGCCUGGUCAGAUGAUCCUCUACGAGUCGUCGACCUGCCCCCACGGCCGGCCUGAUCCGUUUGUGGGCCGAGAAAUGGCGAACGUCUUUGUGCACUUCAAGCCGCGAGGUUGGCCCCAAGUCCAGGGCCGAACGUCGCAGGAGUGCGACAGCGCCCGCGACGGCGGUGAAGGGUCUUGCAGCGAGGUCUAG
This is a messenger RNA of Symbiodinium natans, 459 nucleotides long. Lineage: Eukaryota; Dinophyceae; Suessiales; Symbiodiniaceae. The record is from the annotation of a GenBank genome assembly.